AAUUAUGCUUUAAAGAAAUAAGUCGAGGCUUUUUCAGUUUGUUAGUUAAACCCCUCGUACAUAUCUCGACAUCAACUACUCGUGCUGAUUGUGUCAGUCGAACAGUGGCUGUCUCUUAGAUGAACCAACAAACAUUGGGGGAGAGCCUUCAACACUUUCGCCACAUCUUGAAAACAUGCAUAGCCCAGAAAAACCUCUUUACAGGCAAAUCUCUGCAUACCCUUUACAUCAAAUCACUCAUUCCACAAUCUACUUACUUCUCCAACCAUUUCAUCCUUCUCUACUCCAAAUGUGGCCUUCUCACCACUGCUCGCAAGGCUUUCGAGGCCAUCCUUGAACCCAAUGUCUUCUCUUUCAACGCCAUUCUUAAUGCCUAUGCUAAAGGAGGUCAGCCGCACCUUGCCCUCCAGCUGUUUGAUAAUAUUCCUGAACCGGAUAUUGUUUCUUAUAACACACUUAUAUCUGCCUAUGCUGAUCUUGGUUACACCUUGCCUGCGAUUCGACUGUUUCUCGAGUUGAAGGAUACGGGUCUUGCGAUGGAUGGGUUUACACUUUCUGCUGCUAUUACUGCUGCUAACGACAAUCUUGAUUUCAUUACUCAGCUUCAUUCGUUGUCGAUAUCAGCUGGGUUUAAUUCGUAUGCGUCUGUUAAUAAUACUCUUAUCACGUAUUAUAGCAAAAACGGGCUUCUUGAUUAUGCCCAAGCGAUUUUCGCGUCAAUGGGUGAGAUAAAAGAUGAAGUUUCUUGGAACUCGAUGAUUGUUGCUUAUGGGCAGCAUAGGGAAGGGACAAAGGCGUUAGCUUUGUAUAAAGAAAUGGAAUUUAGGGACUUAAAUUUAGAUAUGUUUACUCUGGCAAGUGUAUUGACAGCGCUAACGUCCAUGGAAGACUUGCGUGGUGGGCUUCAAUUUCAUGCCCAGUUAAUCAAAAUGGGGUUUCAAGAAAAUCCACAUGUUGGAAGUGGGCUGAUUGAUUUGUACUCAAAAUGUAGUGGUGGUAUUUCAGAUUGCGAACAAGUGUUUCAGGAAAUUCCUUAUCCUGACUUGGUUCUUUGGAACACAAUGAUUUCUGGAUAUUCGCAAGCUGAAUUUUAUGAGGAAGCUGUUGCUUGUUUCAGACAAAUGCAGUUUGCUGGCCAUCAGCCUGAUGAUUGCAGCUUUGUUUGUGUGAUUAGUGCAUCUUCUAACUUGUCAUCGCCCUCGCAAGGGAAACAGAUUCACUCUUUGGCAAUCAAAUCUAGCAUUCCGUCCAAUCGAAUCUCAGUGAAUAAUGCUCUCAUUGCAAUGUAUUCUAAAUGUGGAAAUCUGCAAGAUGCAAGACUACUUUUCGAUAGAAUGCUUGAGCAUAAUGCUGUCACUUUAAAUUCUAUGAUAGCAGGCUAUGCUCAGCAUGGGCAUGGAGCAGAGGCGCUGUUACUAUUUGCAUGGAUGCUUGAAGGAAAUAUGACACCUACAAAUAUAACAUUCAUCUCUGUCCUAUCUUCAUGUGCACACACUGGAAAAGUCGAGGAAGGAAAGAAGUAUUUUGGUUUAAUGACUGAUAAAUUUGGGAUAAAACCAGAGGCUGAGCACUAUAUAUGCAUGAUUGACCUUAUGGGCCGAGCAGGAAAGCUCGAAGAAGCAGAGAGACUAAUCGAAACAAUGCCAUAUAAUCCUGGUACAAUUGGUUGGGGCUCGUUACUAAGGUCAUGUCGAACACAUGGUAAUAUAGAGCUAGCGACAAAGGCAGCUAACCAGUGUGUUCAGCUGGAUCCGUCAAAUGCGGCACCAUAUGUCAUGCUUGCGCACAUGAAUGCUUGUCUUGGCAGAUGGGAAGAGGUAGCAUCAAUUAGAAAAAAGAUGCGAGAUAAUGGAGUCAGAAAGCAAGUGGGUUGUAGUUGGAUUGAGGUGGACAAGAGGAUCCACGUUUUUGUGGCAGAAGAUAGUUCUCAUCCUAUGAUGAAAUUGGUGUAUAAAUUCUGGGAAGAAAUGUCAAAGAAAAUGAAGCAAGAAGGGUAUACUCCUGAUUUGAGGUGGGCUCUGAUUAGAGAUGACGGAACUAGGCAGGAGGAGAAAGAGAGAAGCUUGUGGCAUCACAGCGAAAAACUGGCAGUUGCUUUUGGGCUUUUAUCGACCAAAGAUGGAAGAGUGAUUACAGUAAGGGAUUGCCACAGGUUUCAUUGCUUCAAGGGUGGGGCAUGUUCUUGUGGGGAUUACUGGUGAUAGCUGAUAAGUUUAUCAAUCAGAAUGCUAAUCCUAUUCCAGUCAAUUCAUGUGAUUGCCAUUGGCUAUGGAGAGUGAAGUUGUGAAUUUAUGCAGUGUACUUUGAGUUAGCAAGAUCGACCAAAUUUUUAGUUGUCGACAACAGAAAGAUGGACCUAAUAUUUUUCUUUAACCAAUUGAAGUUAUAAGGAAAAAAUUGUGAAGUACUUGAAAGAGUUCACAGAAUGCAGCUUUCCGGUCUUUUGGAUUGGAUUAUUGAGUCAUAAUUCAUUCUGAUCUUAUACGUUUAAUGCUCUACAUGAUCUUAGAUCAUGCUAAUCAUUUGCAACAUAUGUGCAUUAUGUGAGUAGGGGUAUGAAGAUGACAACCACUUGUUCAUUCACUGCAAGGUUAAUUACAAGGCAACGAUGGAAUGUGAUGUUACAUCUUAAAGAGGUGAACUGAUGCAUGCCUGAAACAGCAAAAGAAAUCCUAUAAAAGCUGGGGAAGUAAAUGAAGCAGCAAGAAGUUUAGUGUGUGCAACUCAGCCCCAGCAAGCAUAUGGUGGAUUGUACGGAGAGAAAGAAAUCAUAAAGCUUGAAGACGGUUGAAAAGCAACAAGGGUAGUUUUCUUGACCACGAAUGACUGAACAACAUGAAGAAAGUGAUGUAUAUAGCUUUGGAGUGGCACUGCUAGAGCUAUAUAUUUUACGUGAUGAUAUGCACUGCGUUGAAAUCUCAUUUUCUAAGAAUCUUUCUACGUAGGGGUACUUGGAUCCUGAAUAUUACAUGAGCCAACAGUUGACCGAGGAAAGUGAUGUAUAUAGCUUUGGAGUGGCACUGCUAGAGCUGAUAGCCGCAAGAACUCCAAUAGAACGAGGAGAACACAUAGUGAGACUGGUUGCGGAGGCCAUUUAUGAUUCAAAUGAUAAAAGCAAACUCUAUCAAUUAAUAGAACCAAGAAUAUGUUCAGGUUCAAAACUCAAAAGGGAUAGAUAGACUAUUUACAUUGGUUAUGAUAUGUGUACGUUAAUGAAUCCGGAGCUAAGAGGCUUUUGGGUUAAGCUGUGAAAGAAAUUGAAAAUAACAUUUAACUGGCCAGCUUGAGCAAGUAUACUAAAGAAGACCUGACUUCAACUAGUGUAAAUUAUUUUUAUUUCU
This is a messenger RNA of Capsicum annuum, 3341 nucleotides long. RefSeq names its product pentatricopeptide repeat-containing protein At3g49710. The transcript has 2 exons. Lineage: Eukaryota; Viridiplantae; Streptophyta; Magnoliopsida; Solanales; Solanaceae. Gene Ontology annotation, biological process: RNA modification. The record is from RefSeq and is a predicted model, not a curated record. The coding region runs from base 120 to 2201 and encodes 693 amino acids. Gene Ontology annotation, molecular function: zinc ion binding; protein binding; RNA binding.